Molecule: messenger RNA, 3700 nt
Organism: Closterium sp. Naga37s-1
Lineage: Eukaryota; Viridiplantae; Streptophyta; Zygnematophyceae; Desmidiales; Closteriaceae
Source: the annotation of a GenBank genome assembly
AUGUGGCGACUUCGCGUGGCGACAGGGGACAGUCCGUUUCUGACGAGCGUCAGCGACUUCCCUGGCCGACAGACUUGGGAGUUUGACCCGGCAGCAGGGACAGAGGAGGAGAGGCAGGAGGUGGAGAGGCUGAGGGAGGAGUUCACGCGGAAUAGGCAGGGGCAAAAACACAGCAGCGAUGCGCUCAUGAGGUUGCAGCUCACAGGAGGCAAGCCUCCCGCCAACCAGCCCCCUCAAGUGCGAGUAACCGAAGAGCCCGUGUCGACAGCCACAGUCGUGGAUGAGGCGGCAGUGGAUGUGACUCUAAGGAGGGCUGUGCGCUUCUAUGAGACGAUUCAGGCAGAGGACGGGCACUGGGCGGGGGACUAUGGCGGCCCUCUCUUCCUCAUGCCAGGGCUGCUAAUCACCCUGCAUGUGACGGGCGCACUGGACCAGGUGCUGACAGCAGAGAGCAAGAGCCUCUGUGGUGCUGAUUACCCUGCAUGUGACGGGCGCACUGGACCAGACCAGGUGCUCACAGCAGAGCGUAAGACUGAUCACGCUGCAUGUGACGGGCGCCCUGAACCAGGUGCUGACAGCCGAGCACCAGAGUCUCUAUCUACGCUGAUCACCCUGCAUGUGACGGGUGCACUGGACCAGGUGCUGACAGCAGAGCACAAGAGGGAGAUGGUGCGAUACCUCUACAACCACCAGAACCCGGACGGCGGGUGGGGGCUGCACAUAGAGGGCCACAGCACCAUGUUCGGCUCCACCCUCAACUACGUCUCCCUGCGCAUCCUGGGCGAUCACCCGGCCAAUCCCGCCAUGGCAGCUGGCCGCGAGUGGAUCCUCUCGCAUGGCAGCGCCACUGCCAGCACCUCCUGGGGAAAAUUCUGGCUCUGCGUGAGUGCAGUGCAGUGCAGGGGCUAUGUAUUCAUUUUCCAUCUGCAUGCUGCUGCCACGCUGGUGCCAUUGCCAGCACCUCCUGGGGCAAAUUCUGGCUCUGCCACCUCCUGGGGCAAAUUCUGGCUCUGCGUGAGUGCAGUGCAGUGCAGGGGCUAUGUAUUCAUUUUCCAUCUGCAUGCUGCUGCCACGCUGGUGCCAUUGCCAGCACCUCCUGGGGCAAAUUCUGGCUCUGCCACCUCCUGGGGCAAAUUCUGGCUCUGCGUGAGUGCAGUGCAGUGCAGGGGCUAUGUAUUCAUUUUCCAUCUGCAUGCUGCUGCCACGCUGGUGCCAUUGCCAGCACCUCCUGGGGCAAAUUCUGGCUCUGCCACCUCCUGGGGCAAAUUCUGGCUCUGCGUGAGUGCAGUGCAGUGCAGGGGCUAUGUAUUCAUUUUCCAUCUGCAUGCUGCUGCCACGCUGGUGCCAUUGCCAGCACCUCCUGGGGCAAAUUCUGGCUCUGCCACCUCCUGGGGCAAAUUCUGGCUCUGCGUGAGUGCAGUGCAGUGCAGGGGCUAUGUAUUCAUUUUCCAUCUGCAUGCUGCUGCCACGCUGGUGCCAUUGCCAGCACCUCCUGGGGCAAAUUCUGGCUCUGCGUCAGUGCAGUGCAGUGCAGGUGCUAUGUUCCAUUCCCUCUGGCAUCAGUCAAUCGACCAGUCCCUUCUUCUCCCCCACUCCCUUCACUCACCUACAAGCCCUCGUCCACCACCACUGCUGCCGUUGCGUCUACCCAUUCCCGCUGCACGUGCUUGUCCGCCCUUGUGUGAUGGGCAGGUGCUAGGCGUGUACGACUAUCGAGGCAUCAACCCCAUGCCCCCUGAAAUGUGGCUUUUACCCUACUUCCUCCCCGUUCACCCAGGGCGCAUGUGGUGCCACUGCCGCAUGGUGUACCUCCCCAUGUGCUACAUCUACGGCUUGAGAGCCCAUGGCCCCACUGACACGCCCCUCGUUGCGGCUCUUAGAGAGGAGCUCUAUAACGAGCCAUAUGAGUCCAUCAACUGGAACAACAUGAGGCGCCGAUGUGUCAAGGUGAGUGCUUUCUCUUACUGUGAGAUCGGUAAUAGUCUUACCGCUGUACUUGAAGCUACCUCCAAAAUGCCCACUACAAUCCCUCCCCUCCUUCCCUCCGCCCCUCCUCCCCUCCGCCCCUCCUCCCCUCCGCCCCUCCUCCCCUCCACACCUCCUCCCAUCCUCCCCUCCGCCCCUCCUCCCCUCCGCCCCUCCUCCCCUCCGCCCCUCCUCCCCUCCACACCUCCUCCCAUCCUCCCAUCCGCCCCUCCUCACCUCCUCCCUCCUCCCCUCCUCACCUCCUCCCUCCUCCCCUUCUCCGCUCCUCCCUUCCUCCCACAUACCAUAGGAGGACCUGUGAUCAACGUGCUGUGCUGUUGGGUGAUCAACAUGCUGUGCUGCUGGGUGGAGGAUCCCACCAGUGAGGCAUUCAAGAAGCACCUGCCACGCGUGGCGGACUACCUCUGGCUGGCCGAGGAUGGCAUGAAGAUGCAGGUGGGGCUGGGGUCACCUGGCACGAGUGGCGGACUACCUCUCUGGGUGGCCGAUGACGGCAUGAAGAUGCAGGUGGGGCUGUGUGUGACACUGUAUGCGAGGAGUGACUAUAUGCGGUGUGGUAACCACAAGAAGCCCCUUCCGCGAGUGGCGGACUGCCUCUGGCUGGCGGAGGGUGGCAUGAAAAUAUGGGUGGGUGUUGUGCGGAAUGUGGUUGCUGCAGAGACCCUGUGGGACACGGCCUUUGCAGUGCAGGCGCUGCACUCCACCUGCAUGAUGGACGAAACCCAUCGCGCCCUCAACCUCGCCCACUCGUAUCUCGAGCGCUCCCAGGUCCAGGAGGACUGUCCCGGCAAGCUAUCAGCGUGGUACCACCGCAUCUCCAGGGGCGCCUGGCCCUUGUUUCUCCACGCACCUUCCUUCUCCUCUUUCCUCUUUCCCUCACCCCUGCUCUCAUCCCACCAACCAGGCAUCGCUCAUCUUGGAGGCCCUCCCGCCCCACCUGGUGGGGGAGGCCAUUCCCGAGCGCGCCUCUGCGACUGUGUCGACGUCAUUCUUUCCUACCAGGUCAGUGAUGACGUCAUUCUCUCCUACCAGGUCAGUGAUGGCGUCAUUCUCUCCUACCAGGUCAGUGAUGACGUCAUUCUCUCCCACCAGGUCAGUGAUGACGUCAUUCUCUCCUACCAGGUCAGUGAUGGCGUCAUUCUCUCCUACCAGGUCAGUGAUGACGUCAUUCUCUCCUACCAGGUCAGUGAUGACGUCAUUCUCUCCUACCAGGUCAGUGAUGACGUCAUUCUCUCCUACCAGGUCAGUGAUGACGUCAUUCUCUCCUACCAGGUCAGUGAUGACGUCAUGCUCUCCUACCAGGUCAGUGAUGACGUCAUUCUCUCCUACCAGGUCAGUGAUGACGUCAUUCUCUCCUACCAGGUCAGUGAUGACGUCAUUCUCUCCUACCAGGUCAGUGAUGACGUCAUUCUCUCCUACCAGGUCAGUGAUGACGUCAUUCUCUCCUACAAGGUCAGUGGUGACGUCAUUCUCUCCUACCAGGUCAGUGGUGACGUCAUUCUCUCCUACCAGGUCAGUGAUGGCGUCAUUCUCUCUUACAAGGUCAGUGAUGACGUCAUUCUCUCCUACAAGGUCAGUGAUGACGUCAUUCUCUCCUGUCAGGUCAGUGGUGACGUCAUUCUCUCUUACCAGUUAGCCACUCUCUUUGCCUGCCUGUGCGACUGUGUGCAGGCAGCAUCCUUCCCUACCAGGGGAGAUGCCAGAUGGUGCAUCU